AUGUCCUCGGGAACCGCCAAAAUCCUCUCGACCGGGCCGUUGCCCGACGACCAAGCCCGAUGGAUCAAGCUCACCCAAAUCAAGUACCAAGACCCUAGAGGCACCCACCGCACCUGGGAAUCCGCCGAGCGCCGCACCCGGCCCACCAACGCCCCCCUAGACGGCGUCGGCAUCGUCGCCAUCCUCGACAAGCCCACCGGCAAGGAGAUCGUCCUCCAGAAGCAGUUCCGCCCGCCCGUCGGACGCAUCACCAUCGAGGUGCCCGCCGGCCUGGUCGACGAGGGCGAGACCGCCGAGGAGGCCGCCGUGCGGGAGCUGCGCGAGGAGACGGGCUACGUGGGCGUCGUCACCGAGACCACGCCCGUCAUGUACAACGACCCCGGGUUCUGCAACACCAACCUGUGCAUGGUGCACGUCUCGGUGGACCUGAGCCUGCCCGAGAACCAGGACCCCGCGCCGCAGCUGGAGGAUGGCGAGUUCAUCGACGUCUUCACCGUCAGGCUGGCCGAUUUGUGGGACGAGUGCAAGAGGCUCGAGGAGGAGGGCUGUGCCAUCGACGCGAGGGUCGGCACGCUUGCAGAGGGCAUCUUGCUGGCGCAGCGGAUGAAGCUGUGA
Ustilaginoidea virens is the source of this 615-nucleotide messenger RNA. RefSeq lists its product as uncharacterized. NCBI's taxonomy places the organism in Eukaryota, Fungi, Ascomycota, Sordariomycetes, Hypocreales, Clavicipitaceae. Gene Ontology annotation, cellular component: nucleus; cytosol. Bases 1 to 615 code for a protein of 204 amino acids. The transcript has 3 exons. Gene Ontology annotation, molecular function: ADP-ribose diphosphatase activity. Gene Ontology annotation, biological process: ribose phosphate metabolic process; nucleoside phosphate metabolic process. The record is from RefSeq and is a predicted model, not a curated record.